Messenger RNA from Apiotrichum porosum, 648 nucleotides. RefSeq lists its product as uncharacterized. Gene Ontology annotation, molecular function: N-acetyltransferase activity. NCBI's taxonomy places the organism in Eukaryota, Fungi, Basidiomycota, Tremellomycetes, Trichosporonales, Trichosporonaceae. Gene Ontology annotation, biological process: protein acetylation. The transcript has 7 exons. The record is from RefSeq and is a predicted model, not a curated record. The coding region runs from base 1 to 648 and encodes 215 amino acids.
AUGCGAUUGAAUGCAAACACAAUCAUCUGCGGAGACAAGGUCAUUCUUGUGCCGUACAGAGAGGAACAUGUGAAAACCUAUCACGAAUGGAUGAAAUCGCCAGAACUCUUGGAACUGACGGCGUCGGAGCCCUUGUCGUUUGAAGAAGAACUGGACAUGCAACGGAAAUGGAGAGACGACGACGACAAGCUCACCUUCAUACUCCUCGCCCGACCUGACGACAUUCCAGCGGCAACGAACCGGCUCUUGUCCCCUGCAGAAGUGGCUCGCUGUAGGAUGGUCGGCGAUGUUAACAUUUUCAUGCCCAAUGGUCCCCAAGAUGACAUUGAAUGCGAAAUCAUGAUUGCCGAACAGGAGGUUCGCCGCCAAGGCCUGGCUCGCGAGGCUUUGACAAUGUUCAUGAACUAUGUCGUGCGAGAGUUGGCCGUUGCGCCCACCAGUCUCAUCGCAAAGAUUAGUUCCAAAAACACCGCCUCUAUUCGUCUGUUCGAGAGCCUUGGCUUCGGCAGGGUUAAGCUUGUGGAGGUGUGGGACGAACUGGAGAUGCGGUGGGGCUGGACCGGUUCCGAUUCUGUCAAGGGAUCCACUGUACAAUGGCCCUCCCUGUCACUGGAUGGCCGCAUCGGGAUGUACGAUGCAAGUUCGUAG